AUGAAUCGAAUGUGUUUCUCAUCUGGUUCCCUUGGUGGAAGAAGGUGCUUCUCUUCGGCUUCUGCCGUUUAUGGCCUCAGUGGAGGUAGAACCAGCUCAGGCUCCAUGUCCUGGCCUGCCGGAAGAAGUGAAAGCGGUGGCUUUGGCAGCACAAGUCUCUUUGAGCUGGGUAGAAGUCACAGAAUUUCCUAUGGUGGAGGUUAUGGUCUUGGACACUGUGGUGCAUAUGGUGGUGGGGGGUACGGUUACGGUGCAGGCUAUGGCAGUGGUGCGGGCUUUGGCAGCCAUUUCGGUGUUGGCAGUGGUGCAGGUUAUGGUAGCUGUGUAGGCUACGGCAGUGGAGGCUAUAGAGGUUCCUCUGGCUUCGGAGGUUACUCCCCCUACCAUUUCGGAAGCGGUGUACGUUACGGUGUCGGACAUGCAGGUAGAAGUGACAGUAUCCAAGGGGUGUGCAUCCAUCCGGAACUGUUGAAGCCUCUUUCUGUGGGGGUUGACCCAGAAGAACAUAAAAUACGAGCACAUGAGAAGGAGCAGAUAAAAUGUCUCAAUGACCAGUUCGCCUGCUUCAUUGACAAGGUCCGCUGCCUUGAGCAGCAGAACAAGGUGCUGGCAACCAAAUGGGAACUCUUGCAGCAGCACACUGUACCACCAAGGAGAGACAUUGUACCUAUUUUCGAGAAUUACAUCUGCCAACUGAAGAAACAGCUGGAAUGUUUGUUACAUGACAGAGCGAGACUGGACGAUGAAGAAAAGGCUGUCCAGGACUUGGUCCAUGAGUACAAAAGCAAAUAUGAAGGGGAAAUCAACAAACGCACGCAUGCAGAGAAUGAGUUUGUGGUGCUCAAGAAGGAUGUGGACUGUGUCUUCAUGACCAAAGAGGAGCUGGAGGCCAAGCUGUUGCAGCUAAGGCAGCACUUUGAUUUCCUGAAAUGCAUCUUUAUUGAGGAGCAAGCUCAGCUAGAUGGCCAACUCUGCGAUACCGCCAUUGUUUUGGAAAUGGACAACAGCCGAGACCUGGACCUCAGUGGCAUUAUCCAGAGUGUUAAAUGCUGUUAUGAGGAAAUCGCUCAAAAGAGCAAAGGAGAAGCUGAGACGUUCUACCAAACUAGACUUGAGGAGCUGAGCACCAACAGAGGCAGAUUCUCCGAUGACCUGAAGAAUAUCCAGGGUGAAAUAGCGGAGCUGAAACGGCUGAUCCACAAACUGCAGGGCGAGACUGAUAAAGUGAAGAAAGAGAUUGCCUGUCUGCAGACGGCCAUUGCUGACGCUGAGCAUCGAGGCGACUGCGCCCUCAAAGACGCCAGAGAGAAGCAUAUUGAUUUGCAGAACGCCUUGCAGAAGGCCAAGGACAAACUGGCCUGCAUGCUGCGGGACUACCACGAGCUACUCAACGUCAAGCUGGCCUUGGAUAUUGAGAUAGCUACAUACAGAACACUGCUGGAAGGAGAAGAAACCAGGAUAUGCACAGGGAACCCCACGAAUGUCGCUGUGGUCAGCGGUGGCCAUACCAUCGGGGAUUGCAGAGCCGGCUUUGGAAGUGUUUGUGGACCUCUAAAGGGAGGAUUCAGCCAUGGAAUUGGAAUGUUUGCCUCCAGUGACGGAUUCAGCUCCAGAAGUGCAGAAGGCAUCUCCAGGAUGGGAGGUGGCUAUGGCACAAGGAGUGCCGUCAGCUCUUCAGGAAGGGGAUAUAGUUCUGGAGGACUAGGUAGUGGAGGAAUUGGGUAUGGUUUGGGAGGAUUCAGCUCUGGAAGUGCGGGAUACAGCUACAGACGUGUGCUCAGCGAUGGAUUUUCAAGUUCAGGGGGUGCUGGCGCUCACAUGGGUGGAGUGAGCAGCUCAGGGAGUGCAGGAGGCGGAGGUGAUGUGGGAUACCAUUCCUCGGGCGGAGUCAGUUCUGCAGGUGGAGUUUGCAGCUCUGGAGAUGUAGCCUCCUCUGGAGAUGCAGUAGGGAGCUCUGGCAGUGCAAGUGGGCUUCAUUCUUCAGUGGAACAUUAUAGCUCUGGAGGGGUAGGAAGCUCUGGGGGUGGAGUUUAUAGCAGCGGAGGUGUAGGCAGCAGUGGAAGUGGAGGAGCAUACAGCUCGGGUACGCGCAUGGUAUCAGUCAGCUCUUCAAGCAGAAGGAUCAUCCGAUAA
Gopherus evgoodei (Goodes thornscrub tortoise) is the source of this 2133-nucleotide messenger RNA. Its product is annotated as keratin, type II cytoskeletal 4-like. Gene Ontology annotation, cellular component: keratin filament. Lineage: Eukaryota; Metazoa; Chordata; Testudines; Testudinidae. Bases 1 to 2133 code for a protein of 710 amino acids. Gene Ontology annotation, molecular function: structural constituent of skin epidermis. The transcript has 9 exons. The record is from RefSeq and is a predicted model, not a curated record. Gene Ontology annotation, biological process: keratinization; intermediate filament organization.